AUGUUGGAUGGCGUUUUGUACCGAUACGCUCCUGGCAAGGACGCUGAAGAGGCUCAAUGGGUCGUGCCGCGUUGCGCCGUUGAGCGCAUACGAUACGAGAACCACUUGAAACCUUCUGGAUUGUUAAGGACCCCAGCCGUCUCCAGGAGAUUUGAAAUAUUGGCUAUGAAUCUAUUCGGGCCGCUACCAACCACCGCCGAGGGAUUUCAAUGGAUAUUCUUCGUCGAGGAUAUCGCGUCGAAGUGGAUGGAAUCAUUCCUGUUGAAACGAGCCACUGCGAAAGCAUGUGCUCGAACUUUAACCGAGUUAGUUAUUUUGAGAUACGGAACCCCUAGCAAGAUAAUUUCCAAUAAUGGACCUCAGUUUGUUGGUGCGGUCAUGCAGCAGGUAUCAUACUGCCUCGGGUUCAGCCAGUCUCUCACUCCCGUUUACCAUCCAGAAGCCAACCCAGUUGAGAGGAAAAAUCGAGACAUGAAAACGCAACUUUCCAUCCUAGUUAAGAACGAAUAUACGAGUUGA
Harpegnathos saltator (Jerdon's jumping ant) is the source of this 519-nucleotide messenger RNA. RefSeq lists its product as uncharacterized. Gene Ontology annotation, molecular function: nucleic acid binding. The transcript has a single exon. The coding region runs from base 1 to 519 and encodes 172 amino acids. The record is from RefSeq and is a predicted model, not a curated record. Gene Ontology annotation, biological process: DNA integration. NCBI's taxonomy places the organism in Eukaryota, Metazoa, Arthropoda, Insecta, Hymenoptera, Formicidae.